GGCCAUAUAUACUUUUAAAUAGUUUUAAGUCGUAGUUUUUUUGGAAAGCAUUUCGCCCUGGAGCGGUGCGCAAUGCUAUCGCACGCCGACCUCCUGGAUGCUCGCCUCGGUGAGUUAUCGUCACCAAACUCCGGUCUUCAACUCUACUGGAUGAAGGAUGCCGCGGAGCUUCUCGGACACAGGGAGGCGUUGAAGUGCAGACUCGGAGCCGGUGUAUCUGACCCCGGGCAUCCGGGCGAUAUAGCCCCGGGUCCCGACACUGUUGAAGGAGCGACACUUCUUUCUGGAGACGACAUAAACAAUGCUGGAUCAAACCCUUCCGGUAUGCAGGUCAACGCAAAGGAGCAGGAAAAACAACAGCAGAAUCCCAGCCAGUCAGCUGCUCAGCAAAACCAACAGAAACAGAAGCGGCACCGGACCCGCUUUACUCCCGCCCAGCUUAACGAACUCGAAAGAAGCUUCGCCAAAACCCAUUACCCAGACAUCUUUAUGAGGGAGGAACUGGCGCUAAGGAUCGGUCUUACAGAAUCACGCGUGCAGGUUUGGUUUCAGAAUAGACGUGCCAAAUGGAAGAAGAGAAAGAAGACCACCAACGUUUUCCGAGCUCCGGGCACCUUGCUGCCCACUCACGGCUUGCCACAGUUCCCUUCUGCGGCGGCUGCAGCAGCGGCGAUGGGAGACAGCCUCUGCUCUUUCCACGCCAAUGAUACACGCUGGGCCACCGGGAUGCCUGGCGUGUCUCAGCUGCAGCUCCCGCCCGCUUUGGGCCGACAACAGGCUAUGGCCCAGUCCCUGUCGCAGUGUAGCCUGGGAGCCGGUCCGCCGCCCAACUCGAUGAGCCUUUCCAAUAUGUCCUCUAACGGCUCAGGGCUACAGUCACACCUCUACCAGCCCACAUUCCCGGGCAUGGUGCCAGCCUCCCUCUCCGGCGCUUCUAAUGUGACCGGCUCGCCCCAGCUCUGUGGCUCUCCGGACAGUGACGUCUGGAGAGGGACAAGCAUCGCCUCGCUGCGCCGCAAAGCGCUGGAGCACACGGUCUCCAUGAGCUUCACCUAAUGAGAACGACUGCUGUUGCCAUUUUUUCUUUGUCGUCUCAAUAACACACUGGGAAAACAACUCAGGAUGUGAAUUUUUUCAUGUGAAAAUGGGGGAAAAAUGAGACUGGCUAUGUGCAACAGUUCAACGGCACAUCUGGCGUAAAGGAAGCGGAUCAUCUCCAAUUUUAACACCCGUACUCUUGACUUUGCUUCAGCUUAUCUCAAGAUGUCUAUCUAUUAAUUGCCAUCCUUAUUUAUGUAAUUAUGAGUUUGUUUAUUUAUGUAUUCAUUGAUUAUUUUAAAGUAGUGCAUUUGCCGUGACUGCACUGAACUAAUUAGAUGAAGACAGACACGUUCAUUGUGUUUGAUUUAAGUUACUUUGGGAAAAUUAUUGUGUUAUAUGUAAACUCUAAACUCACCUGCACUGCGCCCACAAAGGGGCGAAGGGUACGAGUAGAAGUGCACGUGGUUGAUUAAAUCCCGGAUGUAUAGCCUGAGUGUGGCCGGAAUGGGCAAAAUGCUUUUUUAAAAACGUGUCAAAAUUGGAAGAAAAUCAGCAACUUUCAUGAGAGAAUCCGCGAAGUAUCAUAGUUGUUUGCAUGUGCUGGCCAAGUAAAACGUUUGGGGAGGUAUUAAUUUUAAAACGAGAAAAAUACAUUUUAUUAACCUGUCAUAUGGGAUAUUUUGUGUAGAUAAAACAUUCUUGUUUACCUUAUGGUCGAUUUGUGAUAUGUUCUAACUUAUUGUCUGUGCUUAUUAUUGAGACUUGGUUUCUUAAAUGUUUGAUCCCAUAUCAGAAACAUUUUUUUUCCUGGACAGGUUUAUAUCAGUUUAAUGUAAAUGGAUAAAUAAAAUCAUUUUCAAUAUGUCACAUUA
Messenger RNA from Conger conger (European conger), 1913 nucleotides. Its product is annotated as homeobox protein orthopedia B-like. Lineage: Eukaryota; Metazoa; Chordata; Actinopteri; Anguilliformes; Congridae. The record is from RefSeq and is a predicted model, not a curated record. Bases 73 to 1056 code for a protein of 327 amino acids. Gene Ontology annotation, biological process: regulation of DNA-templated transcription; neuron differentiation. The transcript has 3 exons. Gene Ontology annotation, molecular function: DNA-binding transcription factor activity, RNA polymerase II-specific; DNA binding.